AUGUUCGCAGGGGUUGCGUUGAGAUUGCGGGCAUGUGUGAGAAGGCCAGUGGGCUUGAAAGCCCUCUAUAAGAACCCAGUCUAUUUGGAGCAAGUAAAUUUAAAGCCUUUCAAUAGAGGGCGAUGGAUAAAUAAUGGAAAGACUACUCAUAAACAAAGUAUAGAAGGAUGUAAACCAACUGAGAAGGGUAUAGAUAGCUGCUCAGAUUCCCUGCAUAAGAAAAGUAUUUUGAUGCAGAAGAAUCGACAACUUCUGACUAAGGAAAAGCUGUUAAGUGAAGCAACAGGGUUAUUUGAAAGAUUUAAAAUAAAUACAAAAUGGCUGUUAAUUCGUGGUAAUCGGCCAUUUAGUGGGGAGGAAUUAUCCACCUUAUUUUCUUGGUUCAUUAUUUCUCACCUGGUAUGGAUUGUGUUGGGAACUACUACAUUUGUAUCGUUGCUGCUGUUUACAAUGAAUACGGUAUUUGCAAAAGGUUUAGUUGGAAAAUUUGUUGGUAACUGCCUUAACAGGUGCAUCGAAGGUGUAGAUGUGGAAUUCCAGGAUGCCAUGGUGCCAGAGUGGGGGAAAGGAAAUAUUAGCUUUAAGAAAGUUCGGGUGAAAACGACGCCUGGUGCACAAGGUUCAUAUGGCAUACUGAGCUUUGAUCUAUCGUUUAAUCAAAUUAACCUCACACUUUCUGUUAAGAAAUGGCUCCAAGGUGAAGGGUUGAUCCAGGAUAUAUAUCUAUCGGGGGUAAAGGGUGCAGUUUCCGUACGUGGUGGGAUGAAGGAUGGUUACCGCAUCGCGGACUGGUUUUCGAAUCACAACUACCGCCUGGGUGAGGUAGAGAUUAAUGAUAGUCUAAUAACGUUUAAUGAUGUUGAUUUUCAACAACAAUUCCAUCUUUCGGUAUACAAUCUGCAUAUGAAGCAGUUGAGGCUCCAGUGGUGCCUACUUGAUUUGUUAAAUGCGGAAGUUGUCUCUGGUGCAAUAAACGAAUCAUUGUUCAGCAUUCAUAAAAGACAGCAUAAGUUAGCAUACAUGAGAGAGUUUGAGAAAGACUUCUUACCCUGGUCCCGGAUAGCACGUGUGAGAUUGAACCCCAUCUCUAUUAAGGAGUUAGGUCUAAACAAAAGCAAAGCCUUUAACUGGAUGGAAGCUGGCCAAGUUGAAAUACUUGCCGAUAUUAUGCUUCCCACUGUCGAAUCAAACGAGCUUUAUGAAGAGGAGAACAAGUACAUUGUUAUGGACUUGAAGUUUGUUUUCACCGACUUAGCAGCAAGGAUGGGAUCAGAGACUCCAAAGUUAUCCGACAAUCGAGAAUUAGUGUCGAUAGAAGAGCUCAAACCCAUAAUCAAUUUUAUUAAUUAUAAACGUGGGGUGUUUUGUUCCUUGAAGGAUGUGGACAGGGUCAAUGUCCCUUGGAAUACAAAAGUAUCCAUUAAUAAACAGAAAUCAUAUCCGGAUAAGGUAGUGAUUUCUUCUGGUGCAUUUAAAUGGCCGGAUGGUGAAGACACCAUUGCAAUGAAUAGAGAAGUUAUCAAAUACCAUGAACAGCCUACAUCUAAGGGUAAUGAAAUAGUUCUGAAAUGUCGCGUCGUCAAAGAUUCGCAUGAACUGCAGGAUGUCUUUUUGUUCAAAGAGACAGGUGUUUAUGAUCAACUGGCUAUGGAAAUAUAUGCGGAUUUGAUGAAGAUGAUUGAAGAAUCCGAGUACAAAAAAAAGAAUGACUGGGUGAAGGUAUGGGGAACUACCGUAGCAUCGCAGCUUCUGAUUUUUGGAUUAGGAGCGAUAGUUUAA
Messenger RNA from Eremothecium sinecaudum, 1779 nucleotides. It is a transcript of the gene MDM32, whose product is annotated as Mdm32p. Gene Ontology annotation, cellular component: mitochondrial inner membrane. Lineage: Eukaryota; Fungi; Ascomycota; Saccharomycetes; Saccharomycetales; Saccharomycetaceae. The transcript has a single exon. The record is from RefSeq and is a predicted model, not a curated record. Gene Ontology annotation, biological process: mitochondrion inheritance. The coding region runs from base 1 to 1779 and encodes 592 amino acids.